AUGCUUGCAAACGGUGGUGUUGCUUUCAGCAAUCAAUUCAAGCUCGUAGAAAUGUUGGGAGAUCGUGAAGAUUCCUUGUUUAACUUUAGAAAUCCAUCAGUUCUUGAAGUUGAUGUCAAGAAUAAGAACAUUUAUGUCAUUGAUAAGAAGUCAAACGAUCAAGAUGUCGUUUAUGUCUUUGAUUUACAAUCCAAGAAGCUCAAAAACUCUUUCAACAUUGAAGGAAAUAUGUAUUACAUUACCAGCCUUGCAGUGGAUCCCAAUGACAAUACUCUCCUUUACAUUUACGAUGGAAGUGUUGUUAAAGUUUCUAACGAUGGUGCAACCAAGCAUUGGAAGGUCUAUGUUGAAGGAAAUGCUAAUUACCUUUGUGUUCAUCCCACAGACUCUACUGUUUACGUGCUUGCAGAGUAUGGCAAACAUGUCAUCACGGUCUUGUCAGGUGAGGAUGGAUCUGUAUUGAGAAAAGUGGGUGAGUCCGUCAGCGGAGACUCUGUCAUUCCAUAUCCUUUGGCACUUGCAUUCGAUAAUGAAGGAAAUAUUGUGGUCGCAUGUAAAGAAAGAGAUGGAACCUUUGUGACCAUCAAUUCUAAAGGAAAGGUGUUGAAAACGAUUUCAAGAGGUAUGAAUGAAGAUGGUGGUGUAUCCAAAAUGUUAGUCGAACCAGGAACUGGUAACAUUAUGUUUAUUUCUAGAAGGGCAGUGCAUACUAUCAAACCAAACGGAACUCAAAGAAAGCAGUUAAGCAGUCUCAAGCCUGGAGAAAGCGAGUGGGCAAGCUACGAUGCAAGAUUGGGAUUAGCUUUAAACCCAUUGGAGGGUGAGUUGUUGGUGUCUUGCAACCCUUGCGACCAUGGUUAUGACAACCAAACAGGAGUUGCUAUUUACAAGUAA
Molecule: messenger RNA, 894 nt
Organism: Naegleria lovaniensis
Lineage: Eukaryota; Heterolobosea; Eutetramitea; Acrasida; Naegleriidae
Exons: 1
Coding region: 1-894 (297 amino acids)
Molecular function (GO): protein binding
Source: RefSeq, a predicted model, not a curated record